Messenger RNA from Sodiomyces alkalinus F11, 883 nucleotides. RefSeq lists its product as hypothetical. The record is from RefSeq and is a predicted model, not a curated record. The transcript has 2 exons. Lineage: Eukaryota; Fungi; Ascomycota; Sordariomycetes; Glomerellales; Plectosphaerellaceae. The coding region runs from base 55 to 441 and encodes 128 amino acids.
CCCCGGGAAGACGGCUUCCGGAAGAAAGCCCGCAAAGUUUCCAGCAGACUUAAGAUGAAGCUGAAAAGCCUGUUCCGUCGUGGAAAGAGCGAAGAAGAGGUUGACACUGUGGCUGAGGAGCCUCGAAACAACGAGCGACCCCCCGCUCCGGGCAACGAAUUCGGCACGGAUGAGGAGCCCGAAGAGGACUAUCCGCGCAUGGAGGCAUCAAGGCGAGAAGUGUACACCAUCGGCCAAGUGCCAGCUCGGGUGCCUUCUAUUCAUAGCGCCGACUGCAUCCGGGCUGUUCAAUCACGUCAGGGGAGCAUCGUGAGCAUCGGCAGCGAGAGCCUACAGCCCUCCGAAGAGAAAUCCCGCGUGUCGAGCUGGGCUAGCUCAGGGGUGUCGGUCGGCAUCCGAGGACAAACCCGUCUCAGUUCAUGCCGACGAACCGAGGGGUAGCGCCGUUAGAAACCCAAUCACAUAUAGUCCGGCAACCAUCACUAGUCCUCUUGCCUUCUCAGAUAGAGCUUCUAAUGAUGCAGUUUCUCGACCUGGGCCAGAUCAAGCUGCUUUUGCGGACCGAAUCGCAUCAGAGGGGAGCUCGGUGGAAUAGAAGGCCCACCUUGCCUCUCGGGUGUCGAAGAAGGGAGACUCUAAAACGACAGAGAUUCAAUAUGACAUGUCUAGUUUGUUCAACCCCCUGGGCCACGUGCGGGAGCAUGCCCAAAUUGAGGAGGACGACACCACGUUCCCGGAAACAUCAUUCAACUCAUCCAUGGCGCCACGACAGCAGAUGAGAGCUCCUGCCUCUCCGGAAUCACGAUGGCCGUCCGUCAAGACCAGGGAAUCACCACGGAUCAUAGGUAAACGCGUGCGAGGGAUGAGCGUACCGGCUAGAAAC